This is a messenger RNA of Hydra vulgaris (swiftwater hydra), 1519 nucleotides long. NCBI's taxonomy places the organism in Eukaryota, Metazoa, Cnidaria, Hydrozoa, Anthoathecata, Hydridae. The record is from RefSeq and is a predicted model, not a curated record.
GUGCAUAUACACUGGUAAUAAACCGGUGAAAAUUGCUAAUACCAGUGAACCAAUCAUAUUACCUUAUUUUAGACAUGUGACACGCGCGUAUUUUAACUGAAAAUAAAGAAAUUUCCAUGGCAAAAUUAUUUGUUAAUACUUGCUUUUUAAAAAUGGCCGCAAGCCUAAAAUUAGGAGAUACUUUCCCUGAUUUUCAAAGUUGUAUAAAUGCAGUCAAUAAGUUCGCUUUAACAAAUUAUCAUCCAUUAAGGAUAGAUAGUAAAGAAACUGUUGCUAGUCACAAUAAAAAGUUAAUUGCUGAUAAAGCUAUUGUCACAACAGAAGAGAUAUUCGCAUGCAGAUCGUAUUAUUUGGAUGGCUUUUUGGAUUCAGUUAACCUAUUUUGUAUAUAUGAAAGCCAAAUUAUUUAUUUAAAAUAACAUUGAAGUUGAUUUUUAUUAUUAUUAUUGCUUUCUCUACCUAUGAUUUUAUGAAUACUAUAAUUAAUAAGAUUUUUGUAAAUAAUAUUUAACAAAAGUCAACAGGUAAAUAAACCAAAUUUGUCUUUUAACUUUGUUACUUUUUUGUUUUGUGACAUCUGGACAACCCUGUGCAAGGGCAGAAACAAGGACGAUAAAACAAUGACGGUGAUGGCACAAGUCUGCUAUCUCUUUUGUUGUUCCUGUAUGGUUGACAAAUACAGGUGGGUUUGUAAACAUUUUGGUCAACCUAGAAAAAGAGAUGGUGUGACUGGAAAAAGAAAUCACCAAUCAGUACUUCCUUGUGGCUGUCAGGUGGCAUUGUAUAUUGCAUACAAUCCUGCAUUACCUGGAUAUAUGGUGCGCAACAUCAAUCUUGAACAUAACCAUCCAAUUGGUGCUGAAGAAUUUCAACUCUACUCAACAUCUAGAAAACCUACAAAGAAAAUUCUUGAAGAAACUGAGGUUCUUCUUCAUCAAGGCGCAAAUCCAACUCUUGUUGCCAACUACUUGUUAGAUAAAAAAUUAAUGGUAAAGCAGAAAGAUAUAUAUAAUAUAAAGCAGAAAAUGAAGUUUCGAGGUUCUGCUGUUGAUGAAAUCAGAAAUGUUUUGACUGGUACGAAACAUAACAUACAUGCUAAUAUGGAAGGAUACAUUGAGGCUAUUACUUGGUCCACUCCAGAACAACAGAGCAUUUUGCAUAAGUUUCCGGAAGUUGUUAUGAUGGAUGGUACAUACAAAGUCAACAAUAUGGCAAUGCCAUUGUACACCCUUGCAAUUGUGGACUGCAAUGGAAUAGGUCAGCCAGUAAUGCAUAGUCUUGUUGAUAGAGAAGAUCAGAUUCAUUUAGAGAUGAUCCUAGAAGAUAUUCGGUGUUGGACAGGUGAUCUACUAAAGGCUGCUACGUUUGUUAUUGAUAAAGAUUAUGCUGAAAUCUCUGCUAUAAAAACGUUUUUCCAAAAAGCAGAAUUCUUCUUUGUCGUUUUCAUAUAGUGAAAGCAUUUGUUCUGGAACUUAAGAAGUUGCCAGUGUCUGAAAGCGAGCAAGAUUUAAUUUAUGAG